Molecule: messenger RNA, 993 nt
Organism: Neoarius graeffei (lesser salmon catfish)
Lineage: Eukaryota; Metazoa; Chordata; Actinopteri; Siluriformes; Ariidae
Product: trace amine-associated receptor 13c-like
Exons: 1
Coding region: 1-993 (330 amino acids)
Biological process (GO): G protein-coupled receptor signaling pathway
Cellular component (GO): membrane
Molecular function (GO): trace-amine receptor activity
Source: RefSeq, a predicted model, not a curated record
AUGAAUCUGAUGGAGUUUAAUCAAUCUGAUCGCUGUGUGAAUUUCUCCUGUCCAGAGAGAUCUGUAUCUCCUGCAGUUUAUAUCUUACUGUACGUGUGUUCAGCUGCUGUGGUUCUUCUAACAGUGUGUGGAAAUCUGCUCGUCAUCAUCUCUGUUUCUCACUUCAAGCAGCUUCACACACCAACAAACACACUCGUGUUCUCUCUGGCCGUGUCAGAUUUCCUUGUUGGCAUUUUUGUAAUGCCGCCGAUGUUCAGCUGGGCUAUUGAAACCUGCUGGAUAUUUGGGAGAGAUUUCUGCUCUGUCUUUUGGUUGAUUACUUGUUUCAUCACAAAUGUUUCAAUCUAUAAUAUUGCUCUGAUUGCUGUGGAUCGAUAUUUGGCUCUCUCAAACCCCUUUCUCUACAUGAACCAUGUCUCUGUGAGGAUCAUUUGUGUUGUAAUUGUCUUUGACUGGGGUGUAGUGAUGGUCUAUAACUUGGCACUCAUAUAUUUCAAUGGAAACUUCACAAGCUCUCUUAUGUGUCCUGGAGAGUCUUAUCUCUUCCUGAAUGAGGUUUGGACUGUAAUUGAUCUUGUAAUAACAUUCAUAUUUCCACUUUCUGUCAUAAUCAUAUUGUAUACUCAUGUUUUUUUGAUUGCUAAGAAACACACCACUGCUAUCAGAGAGCUUAAUAAUCACACACGGCCUGAAACACAGAAAAUCACAUCACACUCAACGAAAUCUGACAGAAAAGCAGCUAAAGUCCUCGGCAUUUUAGUGUCUGUGUUUCUGAUCUGUUUACUUCCAUUUUUUAUUUACAAUUUAUUAGGUUAUGUGAUUGAACUGCAGGCAGAAACAUUACAAAAACUCUCAAUCUUGUUUUGUCUUAAUUCCACCAUUAAUCCGGUAAUUUAUGCUCUGUUUUACCCGUGGUUCAGGAGAUGCUUUAAAUUAAGUAUAACACUGCAAAUAUUCCAGAAUGACUCUACAUUAAUCAAUGUACUUUCAUGA